AUGCCUUCAGAAACUGCAGAGGCUCAGAGUUCAACGCCGUCAAGGUUCUCGUCCUUUUUCAUCGAAAAUUUGCUCCGCUCCACCAGGGAUGCUAAGAGCCCGCAGGAUGGGAGCAGAGAUCAAGGGUCUCGGGGUGGAGGGGUCCCAGGAGCUCCACGUGAACGGAGCGGCCGCGGGUUCGGCUCGGAGGUGUACGUUCAGUACCACUCUGCUCCAGCGUGGAGCGGAGAUCUGGAGCAAGGAAGGUCCUCCAGAAAGAAGCAGGACUUUGCCAGUUCGGAGGAUCCCUGCUCUUCUCUGACAACCAGCGACCGGGACUCACCAGCCACUUCCGAGCUGGAGGAUGGAGCAGAGGAAGGUGGUGAUGAAGUGGAUGGUAAGAGAGGCACAUCUCCAGGAGAUGACAGGUGGGAAGACAGUCAUCAUCCCUUCUACGGACACAAUGGACAAGAAAGCUUGGAUCAGAGAUCAGUUCGUAAGAAGAAGACACGCACGGUGUUCAGCCGCAGCCAGGUGUUCCAGUUGGAGUCCACCUUUGACCUGAAGCGCUACCUGAGCAGUUCGGAACGGGCCGGCUUGGCAGCCUCCCUCCACCUCACUGAGACCCAGGUCAAGAUCUGGUUCCAGAACCGAAGGAACAAGUGGAAGAGGCAGCUGGCCAGCGACAUGGAGGCGGCUGGCCUUCCUCAGGCUGCCCAGAGGAUGGUCAGGGUCCCCAUUCUGUACCACCAGGACCAGCCCUCGGCCACCGUGGGCUUCAGCAUGCCGCCGGUGUCCCCACCGUUACUCGGGUUCUCUGGGUCUGUCAGUUACCAGCUGCCUCCCUUCCCUCCAUCGAUGGCUUUUGUAAGGUCACAAAUGACAGGUCUUGUAUAAUUGAGGUCGGAUGUUUUAUGGUUUCCUUAGUUAUUCUGUUACUGAUUUGUGCAAUAACUUGUAUUCUGUAGCAAGAGGUUUUUAUCACACCCGUAAAAAACAA
Messenger RNA from Scleropages formosus (Asian bonytongue), 979 nucleotides. It is a transcript of the gene hmx1, whose product is annotated as H6 family homeobox 1. The record is from RefSeq and is a predicted model, not a curated record. Gene Ontology annotation, biological process: negative regulation of DNA-templated transcription; regulation of transcription by RNA polymerase II. NCBI's taxonomy places the organism in Eukaryota, Metazoa, Chordata, Actinopteri, Osteoglossiformes, Osteoglossidae. Gene Ontology annotation, molecular function: RNA polymerase II transcription regulatory region sequence-specific DNA binding; DNA-binding transcription factor activity, RNA polymerase II-specific. Gene Ontology annotation, cellular component: nucleus. Bases 1 to 876 code for a protein of 291 amino acids. The transcript has 2 exons.